Vespa velutina is the source of this 9850-nucleotide messenger RNA. It is a transcript of the gene Tsr1, whose product is annotated as pre-rRNA-processing protein TSR1 homolog. The transcript is spliced from 17 exons. The record is from RefSeq and is a predicted model, not a curated record. Gene Ontology annotation, cellular component: nucleus; preribosome, small subunit precursor. The coding region runs from base 177 to 2570 and encodes 797 amino acids. Gene Ontology annotation, molecular function: U3 snoRNA binding; GTP binding; GTPase activity. Gene Ontology annotation, biological process: endonucleolytic cleavage of tricistronic rRNA transcript (SSU-rRNA, 5.8S rRNA, LSU-rRNA); ribosome biogenesis; maturation of SSU-rRNA from tricistronic rRNA transcript (SSU-rRNA, 5.8S rRNA, LSU-rRNA). Lineage: Eukaryota; Metazoa; Arthropoda; Insecta; Hymenoptera; Vespidae.
UCCUGUGGCAACACUGUGUUACGCAUAUUAUGUGUUUGUUGUUUACUGACUAUAUUAUUACGGAAAGUGCGUGUAGCUACCUUUAUGCCUCGAAUGCACAUGUAUCAUAUGAACAUAGAGAGUUGUGAUUCGAUUAUUGGAGGGUUAAAAAUAAAUUGUAUACAAUAUUAAGAAAAAUGGGUAUAACGACAAAGCAGGAGACUCAUCGACCAGGAGUUUGCAAACAAAUUAAUAAAGCGCAUAAAACAGGGAGGCAUCGAAGUAAAGGUACUAUUGGUAAUGAGAUUAAAGGGAAAACUAAUAUAAAAGUUAUAUCGAAGCAAAUUCAUAAAAAUUUAAACAGAGAUGCGCGAAGACAUCAGUCUUCGCAACUCAGAAAGAAGAAGAGAGAAAAAGUUUUAGCGCAAAAACGAAAUCUUGGUGGCAUCCAUUCGGCCCCUAUUCUCAUAUGCAUAAUAUCACUACAAGAAGAUUUGGUAUUAGAGCAGAUCGUUUCAAAAUUCAAAAAUGCAGAUGACACUAUAAAUGUUUGUACGAGUCCAUAUGGAAUUACUCAUAUAAGUAUACCUAGAUUUAAACAACGUUUUUCAAUUAUUGUUCCUCCUAUUGGUAACAUUAUUGCAACGUUGGAUGCAGCUAAAGUCGCAAAUACUGUGCUUUUUGUUGUUUCUGCUACCAAUAUGGCAGAUGGAACUAUUAGAGAAGAAAUUCUAGAUGCAUGGGGUAAUGAAAUAAUAGUCUCUUGUUUGGGACAAGGUUUGCCUACUACUAUUGUUGCUGUUACAAAUGUAGACAAACUACCUUUCAAGAAAUGUCAAGACUAUAAACAACAUGUAAUACAGACUCUUUCAAAGUGGCUUCCUGAAGAAAAAGUUUUCCAUUUGGAUAAACCCAUUGAUACAUUGAAUAUUUUACGUCGGGCAGGUACACAAAAACAAAGAACUGUAUCAUAUAAAGCAAAAAGGCCGUAUUUGUUAGCGGAAGAUUUAAAGUUUAAAUCUAAUGAGGAUUCGGUUGAUCAUGGAACUCUUAUGGUCACAGGAUAUUUGCAGGGUUUAUCAUUAUCUGCAAAUGAUUUAAUACAUAUCUCUGGUUUAGGAGAUUUUCAAAUGUUACAAAUCGAUGCCGUUGAUGACCCAUAUCCGAUAGAUAAGAAUAAAUCGAAGAAGCAAUCUGGAUCUGUAGAAAUUGAUAUGAAGAGUGAUAUUUCAGUCAGAGUACUCGAACAUGCAGAUCGUAACAAACAGGAAUCACUUGAAAGUGAAAACAUACCAGAUCUAAUGGAUGCAGAACAAAUUUGGCCCACUGAAGAAGAAUUGGCACAGGCAGCAGCUGCUCAAAAGAAAAAGGUUGUAAAAGUAGUACCAAAAGGCAUGUCUGAAUAUCAAGCAGCUUGGAUUCUUGAUGAGGAUGCUGAAUAUUCAGAAAAUGAAUCUGAUGAUAAUAUGUCUGUGGAUGGUAUAAAGUCUCAAGCAAAUAGCGAAGCUGACAUGGCAUCCGACGAAGAGUAUGAAACAAUUACAAUAUCAGAGGCGGCACCUGAUGAACGUAUAUACGAUCAGAAUAUUGACAUGAUGGAAGAAAAGGAAGCUAUGGAGAAAAUAAAGCAAGCAAAAUUGGACGUUCAGUUUCCCGACGAAGUGGAUACACCUCAACAUAUGUUGGCUAAAAUUAGAUUCCAAAAGUAUCGUGGACUUGAAUCAUUUCGAACAAGUCCUUGGGAUCCCAAGGAAAAUUUACCGCUGGACUAUGGACGCAUAUUUCAAUUUGAAAAUUUUGAUCGAACGCGUAAACGAAUAUUCAAAGAAAGUCAGGAAUUAAGUGCUUUGCCUGGUUGGUACGUUACGCUUCAUGUUGCUAACGUUAAAAGAGAUCUUUUUACUGCAUUCUGUACAUUAGACAAUCGGCCAUUAAUCGUUUUUGGACUACUCCCAAACGAACAGAAAAUGUCUCUCCUAAAUAUUGUAUUAAAUCACGCUAAUAGUUAUCAGCAAGCUAUAAAGUCUAAAGAAAGAUUAGUGUUCCAAUGUGGAUUUCGAAGAUUUUCGGCCUGUCCAAUAUUUAGUCAACAUACAAACGGAUCUAAACAUAAGUAUGAGAGAUUUUUUCAUCCAGAAACGACUAUAGUUGCGAGCAUGUAUGCACCAAUUAUCUUCCCACCAUGCCCGGUUUUAUGCUAUAUCGAGCAAAAAAAUGGUAGUUUAGAUCUAGUUGCUACUGGAAGCGUUUUAUCCGCUAACCCGGACAGAAUUAUUGUAAAAAGGGUAAUUCUAAGCGGGCAUCCCUUUAAAGUACAUAAACAUUCUGCUAUAGUUAGGUUUAUGUUUUUCCAUCGCGAAGAUAUCAACUGGUUUAAACCUGUGCAACUUAGGACAAAAUAUGGACGUAGGGGUCACAUUAAAGAACCUUUAGGUACACACGGUCAUAUGAAAUGUGUAUUUAAUGGACAGUUGAAAUCUCAAGACACUGUAUUGAUGUAUUUAUAUAAGCGGGUAUUUCCGAACUGGACUUACGAACCAUUAUUCUUAACUCAAAUAUCCGAAAAAGACGACAAUAUGAACAUAGAUUAAUAAUGAAAAUUUCAUCUAGAUAAUUAUUAUAUAAUUCAAGUUGAUUCAGUAAGAGAACCUAAAAAUUAUCCGAUUUGUUUUCAUUUUAGUUACUUAUAUAUGAAUAUUGAUAUAUAGUAAUAUUUAUUGUAUAGUAUCCGUUCGGAUAAAAAUUCAGAUAUUUUACUCAAGAGUCGACUAAUAAUUCAUAAAUUCGGAACUUUUACGAAUUGAAGAAGAUAACUUUUCGCUAUGCUUAUUCUCAGAAUGCUGAGAUUUUGCAUGAUAUUAAAGAAAGUAUCAUCAUGAUUUUUAUCUUGUGUUAAUGAGAAAAUAGUAGAACAUUUGAAAUCACGACAGUUCAGCGGAUAUGCUAUUUUUUCUUCUACGAGUCCUAAUAGGUUGUAAGCUUUGAAUACGAAAGUAACUCAAUCGGCGUUCCCUCUCAUGUUCUUCCAUGCUAAGUUUAUUCAAAAGAAUAGGGCCAGAUAUCAUCAUGACAAUCGCACCGAGGGGCGCUAAAAAGACGAUAGCAACUAUCGAUAUUCUGACGACGUCGAGCGCCAAUUCGAUUUGUUCUGGAUUUUCUUCAGUCGUGCGUUCAUAGGUCAUGGGUGCCAAUGCAGCCUACGAUAUAUAAUUAUAUUUUUCAUAUUGAUUUUUCAAAGUAUAAUAGCAAUUAUAUACAUAAGUCCAGAAGGAAUAAAAAAAAUAUAUAUCAACCUGAAGAGUACCCUUGGGUAUCCAAGCGAGAGCGAUGAAUGUUCGUUCUUUCCAGGAGAAGUGUGUCUUGAUCGUUGAUAAAAUGGCAACAAUGCAACGUGUCUAUAUAAGAAAUAGAUUUUCGAAGAUGAAAGAAAGAUUUCGCUUUAUUUACAUUUAUAAAGAUAAGCUUACCGUUAGACCAAUGAGUAUGCAAGUACAGUAAAGACCGAAUCUCGAUAAGGACCAGUUUUUAAAAUCGAUAUCGGCUCCGAUGACACCAACCAAAAUGGGCUGCAUAAAAUGCCAGAGAAAGUACAUUGCUCUUCGAAGCGGCAUUGUCUGUUGCAUAAUAAUAAUUUUUUUUUGUUUCUCUCUCUCUCUCUCUCUCUCUCUCUCUCUCUUUUUUUAUUUAUUUUUGCCCUUUUCUUAUUAUAUUUUUAUAUUUCGAAUAUUUCGGUAAAAUGGUUAAUAUACGAGACGACGCACUUUCGAAGUAGCAUGAUCGACUAUGAAGUAGUAUGAUAAAAGGUACAUACGUCGUAGGAUACUGUCAAUAUUCGCCAUCCCGUAAUAGCUACGAAGGACAUUAUUAUGAUUGCAAUAUAUGGUCCACCAGUGAUGGGGAGUUUCAAUGUCGACGAGGUACACAUUAACGCAGCCAGUACCAAACUUGACAAUCGGUACCAAGUUGCGUAUUUCUAAAUUUUUAUGUACAAUAUGUUCCAUUUUAAUCAAUAUGCUUUUUUGUUGAAAUUACGCAAAAUUAUCAAAAAGUUCGACAAUAUUUUCUGAAUUGCCAAUCUAAACACAAUAAUUUGUAAAAACAUGGUUCGAAACAAAGUAUUUUGAAAGUAAAAAAAAUUAUUGUAUCGAAAUAUCUCCUUUUUUCUGAUAUCUCGUAAAUUAAUAUCUAUCUAUGCAGAAAAAAAGGAUGUGCUAUGUAUGUUUUACGAAUACUGUUUGGUUUAUCAAACACAAACACAUUUCUUGUGUCGUCCGAGCGUAAGUACUUACAUGAUUACGAUGGGGGAAAAAAGCCAAAAAAGUACCAAGAAGAAGUCCGACCGAAACGCCUAGGAUAAGGUCUCGAAGGCCACUAGGUAUAUACGACCACCACUUAGUUGGAUGAUUUUCUGUAAUGGAAACUACUUUUGUCUUAUUCCGAUUUAUUUUGCGAACGAAUAAAAUAAUUAAAACAUUAAAAUAUUAUAGACGAGUACGUUUUGCAUAAUAUACCAAAAUGUAUAUAUACAUAUCUUCUUUGUAUAUUAGGUAUAAUAUUAUAAAGUAUUUGAUUACCGUCAAAAACGGUGGUGUAGAAAAUGGAGAAAAGUGAGAGGAUGUGUACGUCGUCGAUGGAAGUAGCCGCAUUAAGUAAAGAAGCCAAUCCUUUAUCUUCACCGUAACCAUGUUCGGCCAGUGCCAGCAUACAAUUGACGGUAACAACAGGAGACAUACAGGCAACAAUUGUACUAAAAUUGAAAUUAUCGGUUUGAUUACCGUUAUUGUAUUCCCGAUGAACAAAAAGGAAAGAGAAAAGAACAAAAUAGGUUGUCGCGCUAUUUACCCGGUCAUAAAGGCCCAGUUCCAAGGAUAAUUAAGGAUAUACUUUGCGCAAAUAGCAAGGAUUAACAUUUCCAUAGUACAAGGUAGGAUGGCAAGAAUCGCGACGAAGAGGGGAUGUUGACGGAUCGGCGUGGUAGUCAUUUGAAGACCGGCACGUAUCAUGAUGAAAGUCAAACAGAACGUUCGUAUUUUCGCUAGUGUCCUGAUGCCAAGUUCUCGUCUAAUGUCGUAGAAAUUUAUAUUUCUCACGAUUAUACCAGCCAGGAGCAUGCCGAAGACAGGUGGAAGGUUCAUGUAUGGAACAUAGGCGAGCGUCCAUCCAAGGAGAUAAGAGAACACGACGAUAACGAAAAGACCAAAGUAGCUGCCUUUGGGUAACAUUGUUUCGCCGAGGAGAAAGAAGAGAGUCAUCCAAGCCAUCAAGAUCAUCGCUGUAACGCUCGUCAGCCAAAAUAGGUUCAUCCACGUUAUUUCCAUGUCAAAACAUCUCAAGAUCGAAUCGGUCACAAUGAUCUUGCGCAAUAUCGGAUGGCAAAAUGUCGCUCGGGAGCAACAGCUAUUAUCGUCUUCUUCCUCAUCCUCCUCGUUCCCUACUAAAUGUACGUCGUUGUUGUAUACUUCCUCUAUAUUCAUCUCUACGAACUAGUUAUAUCCUUUUCUGAUAUUUCGAUAGAACCAACACUGAUUAUUUAUUUGUCCAUUAAUAUUCAAAAUUUUACAAAAGAUAAAGACAUUUUUAAUAAAUAUUUGAAAAAUAUUUAAUGCACGAUGGCUAUAUAUUUUCAUCGAAAGUGAAGGUUGGCUUAUGCCAAAAGAAUUUAAUUCCAGUUUAAUUAACCGAUUUAUGUAGUAUUCUACCGCUUAAAGUUAGUCACUUUUUAAUAAGAGGGAAACGAGGCUAUCACAAAAUUUGAAAAAUGAUUUCGAUGAGAAGAUACGCGUCGUAAAUGUUAAAAUCGUGAAUAUCGAACCACUCGAUGUUAGCUUACACGAUGUUUCAUCUAUAUCUAACAAUUUUGAGAAGCUCUUCGGUAGAUACAAGAAAUGUGAUUCUUCAAUAGAUUCUAAAAAUGUUAGCUUAGAUUUUUAACGUCAUUUCAUUGUAAGGAAACGCGAGUAGAGCUAAAAAGAUGUUAAUAUGCCAAUAGUUAUUGAUAAAAAUAUCAAAUAUCGAUAAAUUAUUAUGUGAUAAAAUUAAUAUCUUAGUACAUAUUAGUACAAUAGUUUAUUUACGUAUUGACGGUAUCGAUAUUUAUUGAUAAAAUCGAUAAUUAUAACUUUACGUACGAUCAUUUUUUUCUUUGAUAAUUAUAUCGCUAUGGGACGUAACUUCAUUACGACAUUUUUAUUCGUAUUUAAUAUGCAUGUACGUAGCGUUUGUUUGUCUCGUCAUUUUUUGAAAAAUUAUUUUAUUAAAGGAAACAGCGAAAGGUAGGCGACAAUCUAUUGAUAAUCCAGCUGGCGUCAACUUUUUUCCCAAGGCGUUUGUAGGUCGCCAUCAGUACUCACCCCAAAGAUUCUAAGAGACUUCUGCGCCCUCUUGCAGACCGCUUAUUCUAGCCAACCUCCUCCUCUUUCGGUGCGUUUUGCGCGAGAGAAUAUUCAGUUUGCGAGCAGUGCUCGUCACGAUCGUGUUGAAAUUUUUAUUUUGAGUGCAUUGCUUCAAGAAUAUACACUGUGUUCUGUGGACGAGUAGAUUUUGACAUUUUCUUUCCUUUUUUCUUUUUUGUUUCCAAUAAUACAACUGGCGUUAAAACAAUCUUUACCUUUCACCCUCUUCGUUUUUCUCUUUUUCGGCCGCGUUCGAUAUCCUUGGAUAUGUUCUGCUCAUGUUUCGUCUUGUGGACGAGAUAAUAAGGACGAUCGUGUCUUUAAAUAAACAUAAAGGACAACAACGCUUAAACUGUGUAUCAUUAAGGAUCCGUAAUAAGUAUAAAUAGUACCUAUGUAGUCUCGUAUCUGUAAAAGGUGCGACAUACCUAUACGGUGUAUUCGUCUUCUUUCUCAUGGCUUUCUCUAAAUGGUAGUUCGCCAACCAGUUUUUAUACGGAUUACAUUUUUCCAUUGACUUCAUGUGCUCCAUUUCGUCUACUUUCAGUCUUCGUUUUUUUCUCUAUAGGCUCCUUUUUUCUGAGAAUAGUAGAGACUUCACUGAAUCAACUAUGGUUUGAAAGAUCGAAGAAAUAGUUCACCCUCAGAUAGAACAAAACUUUAACUUGAAUUGUAGUCGACAUGGAAAUGUGGGUCACGGUGCUUCGCCAGACCAAUGCGUGGUUGCUCGGAGGAUAGCAACUAGAGAGCGAAGGGAGAGAGAUAGAAAGAAGCUUCGCAAGAAGGAAGAAAUACGGGUCUCGUCACGACCGCCCCACAAACGUUGCGUCGUUCAGUGAUUUGUUUUGACAUGUGUGCAUAGGCUGCCAUAUUGGAUUAUAGAGCAUCGUAGCAUCCUGCUGAAGGAGGAUUGAAAUGAUUUGCGCGUCCUAAGGAAAACUGAAGGGAGCAUACACCAAAGCUCAAUUAUGAAUCCUGAGACGAUGAUAGCGAGUCAUAGUUAAGUGCAAAUACCCCACUGUGGAAUGGACGAGCAGAUACGAAUAGACAAAUAAAAAGUAGAAGAGAGUUUGUGAGAGACCAAGAAAAAAGAUGGAAGGAGAAAAAUUAGCAGAGUAAAGAGUAUGGACUAAAAAGAAAAGCGAAAACGAAAAAAAUCUUAUAACGAAGGGUAGAAGCAAUGCGUUUAUUGGAUUUUCGCCAUAAAACGCAUUGUACAUACUAUACGGUACGUGUAUCUACGUAUUUACACCCUUAUUUCAUGAAUAGCUUCGCCGAGCAUGCGUUCGCUUAGGCUCACAAAAACGAGUUGCCUUUUGUAUAAUCUACUCUUUAUUUUUAUCUUUUUCUUUCUUUGUUUUUUUAUUUUAAAAGAAAAAUCGUCUGUAAGCAAACGCGUCAAAUGUGUGCGCGCGAAGAAGUCGCGGUUGCUUUUCCUAUCUGCUCGUUACGAAUUUAGCGCGUGUACGUAGGUAAAUAAACCUACGUCUAUUUUCUAGGUCCAGUAGAUUGAACCUCAGAAACGAUUAUAUUUUACGUGAAAUGAGAAUAGUUCAGAGUUCUUGUGAAAAUUUCUUUCGACUACCUCGCUAGUAUCUUUCCAUGUGUAUUUUCUCUUUCUGUUUUUUUCAUUUUAUAUAAUUUUUCUAUUGUGUAUAUUUUUUCCGAUAAUCAACAUUAGUUUGAAUUUCAAUUAUAAAUUAUUGAUACUCUAUCUAAAUAUAUGUACAUUAUCGUACGAGUUUUUUACUCUAGAUUUCAUCAUAUUCAUUGUCAUAGCUGAUAAUAGAGCUUUCCUUGUAUUAAUUUAAUUUAUCAUAGGGAAAAAAUAGAUUAAUGUGCAAAGAAAUAGUGUAACGUCGAAAUUUGAUGUGUCACGAACUUUAGGGGGAAUAAUCUCGUAAAGUAAAAAAUGGAGGAACGUACGCAGAUAGAUAGAUAGAUAGAUAGAUAGAUAGAUAGAUAGAUAGAUGGAUAGAUAGAUGUAUAGAUAGAUAGAUAGAUGGAUAGAUAGAUAGAUAGAUAGAUAGAUAAAUAGAUAGAUGGACGGACGAACAGACAGAUAGACAGAUAAAUAGAUAAAUAGAUAAUAAGAGUGAGAAUCAUGAUAAGUUUAUAAAAAAGACCUUUGUUUUAUGAGUGAAUUGGUACAAUAUCUUACAAUCAAGAUUAUGGAUCUACUACUCUCACGUUUUAUUUCGCGAGAGUUUUCCUUCUACAUGCUUUUUCUCCCAUCGUUAGACCUUCCUGUGAAUCUCGCGAAAGCGAGAAAGACCAAAGUUUCACUUUGGUACUGUUCAUUGUUCAAAUCGACGACUUUAAUCAUGGCUCCUUUUAAGGGAAUACGCAUUUCACCCGAUGAAUUGUCUUUCUUUCUUCUUUUUUAUCUAUUAGUUAAUAAUUUAAAAUAUUAAUUAAUUAAAAAUAUUAAUUUUUAUUAAAUAUUCUGUAAAAGUAGAACGUGUUGUACACGAAAAAAUUAGAUAAGGUUCUAAUUUAGGAAUAUUGAUAUAAGAAAAAAGUGUAAGAAAAAAGUUGCAUCCAUACGUGGACAAAAAGGUGAAACGCAGAUGUUGGAUUGCACAUGCAGCACAGCUUUGAAUGGGAAAAUGUCCAAUGUGAGAAUGACGUGCCUUCCAUCCUGGUCGAAAACUUCCCUCCUAUGCCCCCUCUUUUUCCCUCUUUUCCUUCAUUUUGUAAUUUUUCUUCUCUUCAGAAUAACUCGACAUGUUCUACUUUUUCAAUAAGAUUAGAUGACGUACGAUUUUGCAAAGUAGCAUUCACAUGUAGCGAGUACUCAGAUACAAGGAUAAAGUAUGACAGGUUAAAUUAAAUCCGAGCCUUGCAAUUAAUACAAGAUUCUGUGGGCUUUGCGUUUUUGGAUUAAGCACUUAAAAUUUCCAUGGCCUUCUGGGAUUCUCUUUAACUCUGAUCAAAUAUUUACUUUUAUUAUCUCGUCUUAACCUUUGAAAUACUUGAUUCAACUGCUUUAAUUUAAUUUUACUGCUUUAUAUUAUUUUUUUUUCAGCGUGAUUUUGUAAGUUUCACAGUAUCUUUUGUUUUGAAAGAAAAACUGAAAAAAAAACAGAAGUGUUCUAUGAUCAGUAAGAGAAUAGAAGAUUCUUGUGUUUUUAUAAUUACUACAAUCGUACUAUCGCAAAACUGUUAUAAAAUUUAAUUAUUCAUACAAGCCUUAGUUAAUUAUUCCUUUUCUACCAGCAUGAAAAUACAUCGAAUCUACGGACAUUGGCCCAGAAUAUACAGAAAUAGGACGAUCGAUUGUUGGGGUCAGUGACUCAGAUGAAUUUUCUCUCAAAGAAAAGAAGUUAUUGAUUGAUAUUGUAGCUAUCAAACAUAUAUCGCUAUUGUUAAAAUACUGUUACUUUGAACGUAGUAAAAUUUAUUAUAAUUUCUUUUUGUAUCUCUACCAAUUAUUCGCAUUUUUAUUACAGAAAAUAAAAAAGCUGAGAAAAAAGGUU